Mesitornis unicolor (brown roatelo) is the source of this 1136-nucleotide messenger RNA. RefSeq names its product origin recognition complex, subunit 2 (gene ORC2). NCBI's taxonomy places the organism in Eukaryota, Metazoa, Chordata, Aves, Mesitornithiformes, Mesitornithidae. Gene Ontology annotation, cellular component: nuclear origin of replication recognition complex; nucleus. Gene Ontology annotation, biological process: DNA replication. Gene Ontology annotation, molecular function: DNA replication origin binding. The annotation marks the transcript as partial. The record is from RefSeq and is a predicted model, not a curated record. The transcript is spliced from 11 exons.
GCCCGCCAUGAGCCAGCCGGUGGGAAAGGGCAGCAGCGCCCUGGAGGUGAAGUUCGUGCCCGACGAGGAUGUCCUGAAGCACAUUGCUGACAGCGCAGGUAAUAAAGUACGGGAGGACAAGGCUCUGCUGACAGUUAAUAUGAAGAGAUUUGUGAAGAAGCUUGAGAAUAUUUCAGACAAUGAAGCUCAAGACAUCCUAGAAGAGAAGAACUAUGUUUCUGUUCUUGGAAUAUGUGCCCAAGAGUCAAUGGAAAAUGGCUCAAGUGUAACUGGUGGUGAAGUUUACUCAUUCCAGACUCCCAAACGCUCCAGCAAAAUGGCAGAGCUGGCCUCUGAAUUAGCCCAGACACCAGGACAGAGUGUUGCACCUGAUUACUCCAAGUGCCCUGAGAAGACAGCCAAAACCCCUCAAAGCAGCAAACGUUCAAGUUCAAAAAAAGCACAGCAGAGGAGUGAAAAGAAGGAAUUUGUGUCUACCACACCUUACAGACUCAGAAAGAGGCUAGCAGCUCCAGAUCCUGAUUUAGAAAGUGAGAGUGAAUAUUCUGCUUCCUGCUCAGAGGAUGAGCGUGAGGAAGACCAGAAAGAAGUCAGCACUGUUUUAUCAGGUCAAAAGACCCCAGCAAAAACUAAGGCUGCAUCUAUUCUGCCUCCUCCCAGAAACACCUUAGCAAAAAAAAAUAAGGACGACAAGAUGAGCAACCUGGUGGAGGAAUACUUUGAAGCUCACAGUAGUUCCAAAGUGCUCACUUCAGACCGAACACUGCAGAAGUUGCGGAAAAGAAGAUUGAACCAGCAAACACUUCAUGACCUUUUGAAAAAAGCUCCCCUUGCCUACGCUGCUGAAAUUAAAGAGCUAAACCAGCAACACGAAUCACUGUUUUCCAAAUGGAUGCUGCAAUUACACUUAAGUUUCAAUAUUGUGCUUUAUGGACUGGGCUCGAAGCGUGAUUUGUUAGAGAAGUUUCGUACCUCUAUGCUCCAGGAUUCUGUUCACCUUGUGGUUAAUGGAUACUUCCCCAGCAUCACUGUGAAAUCUAUUCUCAACUCCAUCACAGAGGAGGUACUAGACCAUAUAGGGACCUUCCGCAGCCCCCUUGACCAGCUUGAAUUAAUCAUUAAAAGGUUUAAAGAAG